This is a messenger RNA of Setaria italica (foxtail millet), 2389 nucleotides long. Its product is annotated as rust resistance kinase Lr10. Gene Ontology annotation, biological process: protein phosphorylation. The transcript has 3 exons. Gene Ontology annotation, molecular function: ATP binding; protein kinase activity. Bases 106 to 1926 code for a protein of 606 amino acids. NCBI's taxonomy places the organism in Eukaryota, Viridiplantae, Streptophyta, Magnoliopsida, Poales, Poaceae. The record is from RefSeq and is a predicted model, not a curated record.
CUCGUCUUCCCUGCAGCUGUAGCAUUGCCUCAAGGUCGCUGGCCUUUGCUUUGCAGAAUAUUGCAGGCGCAGUUGCAUAGCCUGUUGUUAGUUUGUUACCCAGCAAUGAAAACAUCACCAGUCUCGGUUUCUCUGGGUGUCUUCCUCUUCAUCCUGCUCCCAACCUUCUCCUCCAGUUCAUGCCUGUCCACGCUCAAAUGUAACAACACCGAUCCCAUCGAGAUCAGACCUCCUUUCUUCGUUGGUACUCCAGAUUUCGAUCCAGCCUGUAGGAAAUCGGUUAACGUCAGCUGCGGCCAACUGGGUCCAGAGCUGGAUCUCGCUACUGAGAGCAAGCUAUUGCUGAAUCAGAUUCAUUACGAUUACCGUACGGUGGUAGUCCAGGAUGUGGAGCUCAGCGUCCUCAAGAAUUUGUCCUGCAGUUUCAUGUUCACCUUCAGGCCGCCUGUGGCCAACUUCCAGAGCAGUUACCCAGACUUGGUGAGGUGGUUCUCAUCGAUCAGCUGCGGCCAUAACAACCUCACAGUUUUCCACAGCAUUUUUGGGGAUGACAAGGACGUUGACCAAAACACAGAACCGGACGAGCGCGGUCUUGCUUCAUGCCAUGCCUCUCCGAGGUUCGAAUGGAUCCUAAACUUCAGUGGGGAUGGUAAGGCCGGGCAGAUCCCUCAGUUCUCAGUGCGAUCAGGAAGCAUAAGGAAGUACCUUUUGUCGCCUUCAGAUUGCGUUUCACCUUCCCCUGGAGAUGGAGGCCAUGGUGAGAAGUAUGGCAUUAGGUUACUUAUGGCAGUGUUCAUAUCUGCAACUUCUGGGAUGCUUUUAGCAUGCUUUUUUGCUGUGCUGAAGCCACUUUGGAAAAAAUUGUUCCUUUUCCGGAGGAAGAAUCGUGAAACCAAAGAAAAUAUUGAAUUGAUACUAUCCAGAUAUGGGAUAACACCCAAAAGAUACAGGUACACUGACCUGAAAAGGAUAACAAGGUCUUUCAGCGAAAAACUGGGGGAAGGAGGAUAUGGCAUGGUUUUCAAAGGUGCUCUUAAGGAUGGACGCUUGGUUGCUGUCAAGCUACUUCAUAACUCGAGAGGCGAUGGAGAGGAAUUUGUCAAUGAGGUUGUAAGCAUUGUCAACGCCUCUCAUGUUAACAUAGUUUGCCUACUUGGAUUUUGUAUAGAAGGAUCAAGGCGAGGUCUCAUAUAUGAGUACAUGCCUAAUGGAUCAUUGGAGCGAUACAUCUAUUCUGAAAAUCCAAAAUCAACUAUAGGGUGGGAAAAAUUAUAUGAUAUAGCAAUUGGCAUUGCACGAGGGCUAGAGUAUUUGCACAGAGGGUGCAAUAGGCGCAUCAUCCAUUUCGAUGUCAAGCCUCACAACAUCCUUUUAGAUGAGAACUAUUAUCCGAGAAUUGCUGAUUUUGGUCUGGCCAAACUCUGUAACAUCAAGGAGAGUAUCGUUUCAAUGGCAGGUGCACGAGGAACCAUUGGCUUCAUUGCUCCAGAAGUGUUCUCUAGAAGUUUUGGUGUUGUAUCAACCAAGUCAGACAUCUACAGCUUUGGAAUGGUGAUUUUGGAGAUGGUUGGGGGGAGAAGAAAUGUGCAAACAAAUCCUGAAAAUUCUAGCCAAAUUUAUUUCCCGGAAUGGCUUCAUGAUCACUUAUCUAAUGGGGGUACCCUUGAAACCUUUGAUGUGACAAGUGCAACCGAGGAGAUUGCAACAAAGAUGGCUUUGAUUGGUUUGUGGUGCAUACAAAUGAUGCCAGAAGCUCGGCCUUCUAUCACCAAGGUCAUAGACAUGCUAGAAAGGAGUGUUACUGAAUUAGAAAUUCCACCAAUGCAAUUCUUAUCUUGCCCCCCAGAAUCAUCAAUCCAUUCGAUUAAUACAGAUUCUGGAGAAGAUACUCAGAAUUUAAGUUUCCUUACUCAUUUCAACAAAUGACAGAAAAGGUAUCCUUGUUAGUACUACUACUGUACCACGAUGCCUGUAGAUAACAAAUGAGAGAAUUCAAGUUUGGGCUGUGUGACCCAGGUUGUGUUGCUACUCUUCUCUCCACAUAUCCGUUUAUGGGCUUCCUUUUCAAUAUCAGCUUACUGACCUUUUUGCAAGAUGUGGACUAAUUUCAAGAAAGCAAAAGCAGAGCCCUACUUGGUUUAUCCAUGCAUGGAAGCCAACACUAAGUUCAGGUCUACCAAAAUACCUUCAAAAUCAUAGGUAACUUGCGCAAGUAAAUAUUGCAAUAAGGAUUACCUUGACGCAGCUCUUAGGAUGAAACAAGAUUGAAACUCCAUCGAUGUAUAUCACACUAUCCUCCAAUGUUACGAUACCAUUGUACCUUUAAGAGAAUUACAUGACUGAUGUGAUAAACCAUUUCACUUAGGAAUAAUUGUUUUUUGUAAUUGUG